This is a messenger RNA of Sphenostylis stenocarpa, 711 nucleotides long. Lineage: Eukaryota; Viridiplantae; Streptophyta; Magnoliopsida; Fabales; Fabaceae. The record is from the annotation of a GenBank genome assembly.
AUGCCGACUCAAUUCGAGUCACCCAGUAACUCACUGAGUCAACUCGCUCAGAACGUGUUCUCCGACAACAACAGCAACAUCAUGCUCGCAGCCAUUCUAUCCUUGCUCUUAGUCAUCCUCUUCGUCCUCCUACUCCACGUGUAUGCCAAGUGGUUCUUAUCGCAGUCGCAAUUACGUUCUCACACUCGUCGGUGGCGAACUCCGGUGACCAUCUCCGGCGUUUUGGAACCUUCCCAUUUCCGCAGCAUCAACAUAGAAGCGCCACCCUCGUGUACCAAAGGCCUAGAUUCAGCGACAGUUUCAGCAAUUCCGAUGUUUGUGCAGAAAACAGAGGAAACAGAGGAAUUGGAAUGUGUGAUUUGUUUGAGCGUUAUUGAGGAGGGUGAGAUUGGAAGGAGGUUGCCAAUGUGUGGCCACGCUUUUCACGUGGAGUGCAUUGACAUGUGGUUUACUUCACAUUGCAAUUGUCCCAUUUGUAGAGCUCCUGUUGUGUUGAGCGAUGAUUCUCAAUUGGGUUCUGAUGAUGGUGACGGUGUGUUUGAGAUUAUGGUUGUUACACCUGGUUAUGAGAUUAGUGAGAGUGAAAUUGAUGCCAUGAGUGGUUCUGAUCCAGAAACUUCUUCAUCUUUGUUGGGUUUCUCUUUGAAGAGAUUGCUGAGCAAGGUUUUUCCGUCACCUGAUCAUGUAACCGAACUGGAUGCUUCACAAUGA